AUGGUAUUUUUGCAAACAUUUUCUUCAGAUCUUUAAUGCUAAAAAUCUGGCAAAGUUAUACCACUUAUCACCAAUAAUUCAAUCAAUGAAUCUCAAAGAAGCAACUAUGGGUUUUCUCACUUUGAUUUGAACAUUUUACUUUGGUUGCUAUUCGCCUACCAUGCAAUUGAAUCUUUUUCUAACAUUAAUGAGCUAAUUCAAAUCAGAGAAAGUCAAUUCAAACCAAUCGCCUCAAUGCUUUUUUCAAUAAAUGGAUGCUAUGGCCUUGGAGUAUUUGUUUACGCUCAGGUGCUUCUAUUUGGAUAUCUUUCAGACUGCAAAUUAAAUACUUUGGAAAACUAGCUAUUACAUCUUUGGAUUGUGGUUGAAAUUACUACGAAAACUUCAAUUCCUAGUCUCCAAUGA
Molecule: messenger RNA, 405 nt
Organism: Stylonychia lemnae
Lineage: Eukaryota; Ciliophora; Spirotrichea; Sporadotrichida; Oxytrichidae
Source: the annotation of a GenBank genome assembly